AUGGAGACUACUUUCAAAAUCUAUGGACAGUCGGCUCUGGAUAUUACCUCUAGUGUCAGCGAGUUAAUAGAGAAUGGCAGGUGGAAGGAAAAUCUAAUCCAGAGAAGCUUCCUCUCUAAGGAUGUUGAGUACAUUCAAAGCAUUCCCCUCCCUCAGUCAAAUUUGCUAGAUAAGCUGAGAUGGCAUUACGAUAAGAAAGGGGAAUAUUCAGCGAGAAGUGGGUACAGGCUAGCAGUGAGGUUAAGAGAUGCAACAAUAAGGCCUGAUAAUGCUCAUAAAAUGAGAUGGUGGAAAUACAUGUGGAACCUUGAUAUGCCUCCUAAAAUUAAAAUUUUUAUGUGGAGAACUUUUCAUAAUUUAUUGCCUGUCAAAAUUAAUAUGAAGAUUAGAGGUCUCUCGAUUGACACUAACUGCCCAAUUUGUAACGAAGGGUAUGAGACUAGCAUGCACUCACUUUGGUCUUGUCCUAAUGCAAAAAAUGUGUGGAAUCAAUGGGAAAGGGGGAGAAAUUUGACUCGAGACAGAAACAAUCAUAUUCAAGAUUUAAUUAGCCAUGUCUAUGAAACUAUAAAUGAAGCUGAUUUUAUCUUUCUUUUUUUGUUGAAGUGGAUGAUCUGGCAUAGUAGGAAUAACACAAUUUUUGGCAGGAAUCAAAGGCCAAAGUAG
Mercurialis annua (annual mercury) is the source of this 666-nucleotide messenger RNA. RefSeq lists its product as uncharacterized. The record is from RefSeq and is a predicted model, not a curated record. The transcript has a single exon. The coding region runs from base 1 to 666 and encodes 221 amino acids. NCBI's taxonomy places the organism in Eukaryota, Viridiplantae, Streptophyta, Magnoliopsida, Malpighiales, Euphorbiaceae.